AUGUCCAGGACGUGGCUUGUCCUGGCACCGGCCAUCGCAGGAAGUCAGAGCUUCGCUGGGUCAUUUGGAGCCUCUCAGCUUGGAAACUGUCCGGAGGUCGCACCAUGGCCAGAGCUAUUGGGCACUAUUGGCGAAGGCGCUGAGGCCUUCAAAGCCGGUGAUUUUCUGCGAGCGAAGGCUCUCCUGGCUGAAGCUGCUGAUCUGACUACUGGCGACGAGCGCAAGGCUUUUUCUUGCUCGCUGGGCAUCGCCGCACUAUACCGAGCUUUGGCGUAUGCCUAUUGCUCUCAUGUGCACAAGGACGAACGAAUCAUGAGGCGAUCGAACCAGAUUGGGUUGCGCUUCUUGCAUCUGGCGAUGAAUUGGCUGACCCAUACGUUUGUUUCAACCAAUCAUGAUCAGGCCCUCAUUGACGGAAGUGCAUGGCCAAUCGGGAUCCAGGACAUAAACAACGACCUCACGUCUGUUUAUGCAGCGAUCCAAAAGUCUGGGCCAAGCGGCCAUGCACCGACAGCGGCCGGGCGAAGAGUGCCUCACGACUUCAGGCACCUGGAUAUGAGAAUCGCCAUCGUAAGUCUUUGCGCCUAUCCACCGGACCACCCACUGCCGCGCUUCUCCUCUUCCAAUCAAGGAACCUACGCAGCCAAACAUGGCUAUUCGUAUCUGCUAGAAACGAGUCGGGUGGAUUCCCAAAGGCCACCAGCCUGGGGAAAGAUAAAGCUCAUGGAAAGGGAAGUCAAGUCCGGGAAGUGGGACUGGGUCGUGUGGGCAGACUGCGACACUUACUUCAUGAACAUGAGCAUCACCGUGGAGAGCGUCCUGUUUACCUAUGCUGGCAGAGAAGAGAGCGGUGAGCUCACUCUGGAUCCGGAGGUGAAUAUGAUUGUCAGCGAAGACAGCGCCAUGCUCAACACGGGCAUCUUCUUCGUCAAAGGAACCAGAUGGGCCGAGCAGCUCUUUGAGCGAGUCUGGGGUGCGGAUGAUUCUCCAUGGAUCAACCAUCCUUGGUGGGAGAACGCAGCAAUUGCCUGGCAGUUCCUGAAGGACAACCCUCGGAAGUUUGCGUCGGAAAACUUGGAGGAGUGGGCAACCAAAGGGGAAGAUGACCUUCAGGGUGUCUAUCCGCCGGAAGUUCGAGUCGCCCCUCAGUCCCACUUCAAUUCCUACCAUCCGAUAACGUCUCGCUUCCAACAUGACACCUGGGAGGAGGGCAAGUUCGUGAUUGCAUUCAACGGUGUGUUGAGUGCAAGCAGUCCCACAGUGGUGAGAACACUGUAUGGGAACUAUUACCUGAGAGCCUGCGAACUCAAUAACCUAUCGAGCUGCGAAGGUAUCGACUAA
This is a messenger RNA of Symbiodinium sp. CCMP2456, 1341 nucleotides long. Lineage: Eukaryota; Dinophyceae; Suessiales; Symbiodiniaceae. The record is from the annotation of a GenBank genome assembly.